UGCUAGCCCGCAGCUCGUCGAAGGUGGGUCCGCUCAUACAAACCGCACUGGUUACACGCGGUCUUGCCCCAGUUUAGCGUCGACCAGUGCCAGAGAGGCCGCCCAGUCGCGUGACAGUCGGUACGCUGUUGGCGAAGAUACCGUCGGUGAAGGAGCGAAGGCGGGGAGCGGGGGGCUCGUGAAGGACACGGGCCGCAUAGUGAACAUGCAUGCGAGAAAUGAACAACAACUUGGGGCGCAUGGGCUGCUUACUGAACGGGAUAGCAUGUUUAUAGCAUCGCAGAGGAGCCGAGGCACCAUAGACAGAGAAGCAGGUGAACUACAUAGAGCUUAUUCGCAACAAACAAACAGGCGAGAUUCACAGAUGUGGGAGGUAGGACCGGCCCGCAAAGUUGAUUGCUAGCUGCAUAAGAGGUCGGGAAGCAGAAGGCACGGAAAAGCGCAGACCGUCUAUCCAGGCUUCGGCUACAGAGAGAAAAGCGUUCGCGAUUCGGUGACGCACGAUUUUGAGCGUAGAGCUAGGCAUCCCGCGGAAUUGGGCGACCAGGACAAGUCCCCAGAGCCGAGUCGUGGCUGUCGCUCAUCACCCCCGGGACACAUGAAAGAUCCCAAGGCGAUACGGGCCAAGGUCAGAAUUUGAUUUCAGCAGAGAUUGAGGUCUGUUUGCGAUGUGUCGACGAAGUACUGAGCGCUCAGAAAUGAGGACGACUCCGGGCGUCGGGCAGAUGGACAAACAGUCUGGCGGCCGUGUCGGUCACCUGCCA
Molecule: messenger RNA, 764 nt
Organism: Mycena citricolor
Lineage: Eukaryota; Fungi; Basidiomycota; Agaricomycetes; Agaricales; Mycenaceae
Source: the annotation of a GenBank genome assembly